Molecule: messenger RNA, 6086 nt
Organism: Brienomyrus brachyistius
Lineage: Eukaryota; Metazoa; Chordata; Actinopteri; Osteoglossiformes; Mormyridae
Product: protocadherin beta-16-like
Exons: 5
Coding region: 1327-4296 (989 amino acids)
Biological process (GO): homophilic cell-cell adhesion
Cellular component (GO): plasma membrane
Molecular function (GO): calcium ion binding
Source: RefSeq, a predicted model, not a curated record
CGGGUUCGCCCAUCAUCACAGUGUCGCCAGUAGAAAUUCUUUGUCCGCUUGGAUUGAUCACUGUUGGGUCCUUGAGGAAAGUCCUUACCUUCAAAAGCUACUACAGGGGAGCUAAGUAAAUGCCUGAACCCACGCUUCAGUCUUACAUACAGCGUGUGUAAUUGGAGAGUACAGUGUGAACACACGCUUCAGUCUUACAUACAGUAUGUGUGUAAUUGGAGAGUACAGUGUGAACCCACGCUUCAGUCUUACAUACAGUGUGUGUAAUUGGAGAGUACAGUGUGAACCCACGCUUCAGUCAUACAUACAGUAUGUGUGUAAUUGGAGAGUACAGUGUGAACCCACGCUUCAGUCUUACAUACAGCGUGUGUAAUUGGAGAGUACAGUGUGAACCCACGCUUCAGUCUUACAUACAGUAUGUGUGUAAUUGGAGAGUACAGUGUGAACCCACGCUUCAGUCUUACAUACAGUAUGUGUAAUUGGAGAGUACAGUGUGAACCCACUCUUCAGUCUUACAUACAGUAUGUGUGUAAUUGGAGAGUACAGUGUGAACCCACGCUUCAGUCUUACAUACAGUGUGUGUAAUUGGAGAGUACAGUGUAGACACUGAAUAAUUCCCAUGUAUCUGUACGAGUAUUCAAACAAAUGGUAAAAUACAGCAUAGCUGUGGUACAGUUUUCUAAAAAGUCUGGCGAUAUACUGCGACAGUUCACUGAAUGUGAUUGCACGUGGCUGUUUAUCACGUGUUCAUGAGUUUUAGUCAGUGUUUGGAAAGUAGAUAUAUCACGUGAAGAAACAGUUACAAUUAGGUGACUGAUAAGGAUAGUUAAAGCUUUAAAUUUAGAGGAUUGCUUGAAUUUGCGUUUCACAACAUCUAUAGCUUCUUUAUCACAGUGAAAAUUUGAGAAAGUUAAUGUUAAAAUAUAUUAAAUUCAUCAAAGAAUUAUGUGUUUGUACAGUUGCUAAGUUAUAAGUUAGAUUUGAGGAAACUUAGGCCUUGUGCUUAUUUUCAAAGCAUAUAUUUUACUCUGCCUUGAUUCUGCCCAAAUGAAGCUGCUAAAGGACUCAUUGGUUUAAUUAAAUCUAUUAUUAUUUUAUGAUGGACGGGCGGUAACGUUCUGAGGUUCGGCUUAGCGAUGCAAUAGUUGCUGCUAGCUCUGAGUGCCGCUGUUGGUCAAUUUUAGCUAUUUCAUCUACCGCCUUCCCAGUUACGGGUGUACAUGUCACGCAGAAGAGCGUUUGCCGCAUCGACUAACCCGAAUAAGCAGACGUACAGUCUGUCGCACUGAAUGUAAAGCAGCCUUCAUUUAGGUAUUACGAUACAUAAUGGCCGACGCCUUUAGAUCUUCAAUGAAUUGUUUUACCUUGAAUUUAUGCUUCGUAAUCCUGAGACUCCUGUCUAUCUUUGACGGUGGUUGGAAGGUUUCUCGGAUAUGGAAACGGCAGCAUCUUCUGCUCCUCUGUCUCUGCAGAGCAGAGACGGUAUUCGGGCAGGUCCGCUAUUCUGUGCAGGAGGAAAUGGCAAAGGGCUCCUUCGUGGGCAAUAUCGCACAAGACUUGGGUCUGGACGUGAAACGGCUGAAAUCGGGCCGGGCUCGGGUUUUUACGGAAGACGGUCGUGAGUAUUUUGGUCUGAAUAUUGACAAAGGGACGCUGGAAGUGAAAGAAAGGAUUGAUAGAGAGGAGCUGUGCGGCUCGGUCUCUCCAUGCUCUCUACAUUUUCAAAUCAUACUUGACAAUCCUAUGGAGCUCCAUCGCAUAGAUGUCGAAAUAUUGGACAUCAAUGACCAUGCUCCAGCUUUCGCGGAAAAGGAAAUAGUAAUACCGAUUAGCGAGUCUGCGAUACCCGGCGCUAGGUUUUCAUUAGAGAGCGCUAAAGACCCGGACGUUGGUGACAAUGCUCUUCAGUCUUAUUUACUGAAACCCACAGACCAUUUUAUAUUAAAAUUGGAAUCCCGUCCCGACGGCACUAAGUAUGUAGAAAUGCUACUGAAAACAGCCCUAGAUAGAGAGAGUCAAGAGAAUCUUAAUUUAGUCUUGACUGCAAUAGACGGAGGAACCCCUCCAAAAUCUGGCAAUAUUAAAAUACUUGUGAAUAUUCUGGAUGUAAACGAUAAUCCGCCGGUAUUUACGCAGACAGUGUAUAAAGCGUCUUUACAGGAAAAUUCAGCUAAAGGAAUCGUGUUUUUAACAGUACACGCGGCAGAUGCGGACACAGGAACAAACGGAGAGGUAACCUAUUCUUUUUCUCAGUCCAGUCAUGGCGUGUCUGAAGCAUUUAAUAUAGACCCUAUUACUGGGGAAAUUUUAGUCAAAGGUAAUAUUGAUUACGAAAGAAAUAAACAGUACGAGAUAAUUGUGAAAGCGACAGAUCAGGGUGGCUUAACUGACACUAGCAAAGUACUGAUUGAUAUUUUGGACGUGAAUGAUAAUGCUCCGGUUAUAACUGUAAUGUCGUUAUCAAGUCCUAUACCAGAAAACGCUGCGCCAGAUACGGUCGUCGCUAUGCUGAAUAUUAAAGACGCAGAUUCGGGAAAAAACGGCCAAAUUAGAUGUUCAAUCGAUGCCGAUUUACCUUUUAGAAUAAAGUCGACUUCGUCUAAUUUCCACAGUUUAGUUACUGAACGUGUUUUGGAUCGUGAAAUGGUAUCUGAAUAUAAUGUGACAAUAACAGCAAUUGACGGGGGAUCGCCAACAUAUUCUUCUAAGAAAACGCUAACUUUAAAGAUAUCAGAUAUUAAUGAUAACGCGCCUCAUUUUGAGAAACAGUCUUACACCGCUUAUGUUAUGGAGAAUAACAUACCGGGUGUAUCAAUAUACUCAGUUAAAGCAGAUGACAAGGAUUUUGGAAACAAUGCCCAUAUUUCCUACUUACUAGAAGAUACUCAGACAAAUGGAUAUUCUGUGUCCUCAUAUAUCUCCGUGAACUCGGAGACCGGUUCUAUUCAUGGUGUGCGCACUUUUGAUUUUGAGCAAAUAAAAGAAUUUCACAUUAGAAUUACAGCUCAGGAUGCAGGCUCUCCUCCAUUAAGAGGAAAUGCAUCAGUUCACAUUAUCAUCCAGGACCAGAAUGACAACGCGCCUCAGAUCCUUUACCCAGUACAGACUGGUGGCUCCUCGGUGGCAGAGAUGGUGCCUCGUUCAGCUGAUGUGGGCUAUCUUGUCACUAAAGUGGUGGCCGUCGAUGUGGACUCUGGACAGAAUGCCUGGCUCUCAUAUAAACUGCAGAAAGCGACAGACAGGGCGCUGUUUGAAGUGGGCUCACAAAACGGGGAAAUCAGAACUAUACGCCCGGUGAGUGAUAAAGACGCCAUGAAACAAAGGCUUACUGUUAUUGUGGAGGACAACGGACAGCCGUCUCGCUCAGCUACAGUCAACGUUAAUGUGAUGGUGGCGGACAGCUUCCCUGAAGUACUCUCGGAAUUCAGUGACAAUACUCACGACAAGGAUUACAAUGACAACCUGACUUUUUAUUUAGUUCUGGCUUUGGCUGUAGUGUCCUUCCUCUUCAUUUUAUCUUUAGUAGUGAUUAUAUCCGUGAAAAUCUAUAGAUGGAGACAAUCACGCAUCUUUUAUCAGUCCAAUCUGCCAGUUAUACCGUAUUAUCCAACACUUUACUCAGACGCCGGAGGUACAGGAACUUUACAGCAUAUGCACAACUACGAGGUGUACAUGACGAAUGACUCCAGGAAGAGUGACUGUAAGUUUGUCAGACCGAGCAGUCAGAGCGUUUUAAUGGUGGAUCCUAAUUCUGCUGAGAUAAUGGAGCGCACACUGCGUGAAAAGAACAUUAUGGAUGAGAAUGAUUUGAACCCAUCCAACACAGAAUGGCAUUUCGCCCAGAACCAGAGACCUGGACCCAGUGGUAAGAACAGGUUCCACACUACACAGGAGAGGUCGGCUCCCUAUGGGAUAAUGAGAGCCGGGCCCAGCCCUGAUGAAUCGGGUGUCCCCAUGUCUGGAACGGCAACCGGCCCGUGGCCUAACCCCCCCACAGAGGCUGAGCAGCUCCAAGCCCUGAUGGCAGCUGCAAACGAAGCGAAUGAGGCCAGUGGCCCCCACCUCAGACCCGGCACUAUGGGCCGCUGUGGCCCCCAGUUCGCCAUGCAGCACAUGCCAGACUACCGGCAGAACGUCUACAUCCCCGGCAGCACUGCCACCCUCCUGGCCGCUUCCCCGCAGCAAGCCCUGCCCCCUCCCCAGGAGCAGGGGCCACCUCCCAUCCAGGCUGAGCCCCCCAAGCCAGCUCAGACUCCUGCCAGCAAGAAGAAGUCGGCCAAAAAGGACAAGAAAUAAAAGCUGCGGAACAAUGUCGCUGGGUUCCGGCUCCCCGUCGCGCUUAUAUGUCGAGCCCGGCUCAGUUUAAUCUCCCCAUUCAGUUCAGUCUAAAUGUAACUUUCCUGACUGGAACUUAUCUGGUCAUGCUGGGUUCAUAUGCUCAUUCUUAACUGUGCAUCAGUCUCUAUUUCCAAGUUUGCUUGGUGCGUGUAACUUACUGUAUGAUUAUGACAGGGCUUCGUAACCGCAGAGGGUGGUUAAGCACGAGAAGAUUAAUGGAGAAAUGAAAUGUGUUCGGAUGGAUCUGAAGGUUAUGAAGCUCAGGGGUGUUAGAUGUUCCAGUGUUAGUGUGAAGAUUUUUACUUACAGAUUUGCAUCGCAUUAAACAAGUAAAAUGAUUUAAGAAAUGCUUACUGAAGACGAGAACGGCGCUGUUUUGAGUUUCCUAGAGAGCAAGCACAGGGUUUUUCACAUUUAAACCCGCAGAUUUUAAAACAUGCAUUUUUGUUACAAAGAGAGCACGUGUGACUUGCCAGACGUUUUUUUUUCUGUCGUUUCUUGGAAGAAUAGUUCAAAUAAAUCCAUAGCUCUUGUGGCGAAGAGAAGAACGUGGCUUAUAUGUGUCUAUUAACGUUAAAUCUGACGCAGGUUUGCUUUGUUGCUAAUGUUAGUCGAAUUGAAAGUUAGUCGUGUGGGCUGAGUUGAGUUGAAAGAUGUGGCUUUGGGACAGCUUUGUUCAAAUGUUGUGGGAUUGUAGCUCGCGCCUGUUGGCGGCUCUGCGGCACCGAUGACGCGACACGCGAGAUGCCAGCCAGGUUGGCCUCUCCCCUUGCUCACUCUGCAUGUUGCAUAAAUCUGCUUGUUUUAUAAGGCCCACCUGGCCUCCCACCCGCUGUUCGUCACACUCCUCCACACGCUACGCUAGUGCAUGCUGCUAACAUGAUUCGCAUGGACAGGGUGUGCUUCUUGUUUCGUGGACGUAUAAGGAAGAGCGGUUGCUGGUCUGUCUGGAGAAGCUCACUCUCUCCUCAGUCUGUACCAGUAAAUGAUGGAGCCUCUGAACUCCUGAUCUGUGGACAGAAUUGUCUCUUUCGGUGAGACUCUGGAGUACAGACCAGGGUCGAUAAGCCCUGGGACAGACACGAGGACUGAGGACAGACCAGGACAGAUAUGGCCUGGGACAGACACGAGGACUGAGGACAGACCAGGACAGAUAUGGCCUGGGACAAAGACAGACUAUGUACACGUAUCCCAGAGUGCCAUUACUGCUUUCGCUUAGUGUAAAACGGUCAGUGACACACGUUGCCUAUAUCACAAUGAUCCUUCACUCUUACACCCUAACAUGUACUACUGGAAUGUUAGCUUAUUUUUAAGUAAAAGAAAAAAAUGAAACAAAAAAAAAACUUCAUAUAAAUUGUGAAAAUAUAGUGAAAACCUGGAAUUCACAGACUAACACCACAUGUAAAUAAAUGUCAACCUUGCAAAAAGCAGAAAAAGUAGUUAGAAACAUCGAAUGUGUUGUGCAUAUUUUUGUGUUUAUUGAACUAUGUAGUGAAAAAUAAUCCGAAAAAGGCUAAAGGUUUCAGUUGUUUAUUUCUCAUGUGUCGGUGAUUUUGGUUUCCUGUUUCGUUUUGUGCAUUUGAAUCACCUGUUUAAAUGGAUAUAAACGGCUGAUUAGUCUCUUCAGUAUUCUAAUGAAACCACUUUUUAACGACUAACUCAGUGUUACAUUUAUAUGCUAAUAGUUAAAAUGCUGUUUAUUUUCUCCUUUACCUGAAAUUCAAAAAUAAAGUUUCUUCUUCAAACUG